AUGGUAGGGUCGGCCAAUAGUCCGCAGGGAGCCAACGCGGGCUGCUUGAUCCAUGGGUUUUUUUGGGGGGGAAGACGCAAUGCCCCCCUUGAGCUGUCGUCUAUAGUGGUUGCGGGUUUACCGGGCGUAGGACAGGCCCGACCGGGUAAUAUGGGACAGUCUUGUAAUGUGCGAGAUGGCUUGGCCGACUGCACCCAAGUCGGGGCGCAUGAAGCCUACUCGGAUGGUUUUGGCAGAGAGAGCUGGGUGGAGCUUCUUGACACGCAUGGUCUUGUGUUGGCUUCGACCUGGACCUGGACUGGGGCUGGGUCCUUCUUCACCAUCGACUGCCACUUGGAUGUCGUCAUCUUGAGCAGGUCCUUGAAGAGGGUGUGA
Molecule: messenger RNA, 375 nt
Organism: Bipolaris victoriae FI3
Lineage: Eukaryota; Fungi; Ascomycota; Dothideomycetes; Pleosporales; Pleosporaceae
Exons: 1
Coding region: 1-375 (124 amino acids)
Source: RefSeq, a predicted model, not a curated record